Acomys russatus (golden spiny mouse) is the source of this 2270-nucleotide messenger RNA. It is a transcript of the gene Smim18, whose product is annotated as small integral membrane protein 18. Bases 181 to 468 code for a protein of 95 amino acids. Lineage: Eukaryota; Metazoa; Chordata; Mammalia; Rodentia; Muridae. The transcript has 2 exons. The record is from RefSeq and is a predicted model, not a curated record.
ACUUAAUGCAAAUGAGCAUAGAGGAAACUGUCAGCUGCAUUAUGCGUCCGACCAAUAGAAGCACAGCUCCAUCUUGGCUGUGCACUAGCCUGCAUUACAAGCAGCCGAUACCAUCGCUUCUACAGCAUUCUUUCCAGACAAGAGAUUCUAAACAGCAGUACAAGAAGUAGAGUCUCAAGAAUGGCUUCCAGCCACUGGAAUGAAACCACAACCUCUGUGUAUCAGUACCUUGGAUUUCAAGUCCAAAAAAUUUACCCCUUCCAUGAUAACUGGAACACCGCCUGCUUUGUCAUUCUACUUUUGUUCAUAUUUACUGUGCUGUCCUUAGUCGUGCUGGCUUUCCUUUAUGAAGUACUUGACUGCUGCUGUUGCGCAAAGAACAAAACCGUGAAAGACUUGAAAAGCGAGCCAAACCCUCUCAGAAGUAUGAUGGACAACAUCAGAAAACAUGAUAGCGAGGUGGUCUAGCCCUCCACGAAGAUGAACAAAAGCUUUAAAAACAGCCUUCUGCCUCUUCUAGAGAAAAUGAAAACUUCCUGAAGCCAACCAUUACUACAAAAUUGAUUCUGACUUUGAACAGCUAAAAGAUUUCUAGAAGAGAAAACAAGUGAAAUGUGCACUUUUGUGUGUGUGUCCUUUAAAUAUACAGUUCAGAAUACAAACUUACCCGUCUACUUGAUAUAGCAUUUCAAAAACGAGAUGAACUAUUCCCAGCAUUCACUACUAGGAGUACUAAGCAAUAGUACCCUAGUUUCCAAGCAAAACGUAAAGAGUAAGCAGAGCUAACUGCUAAAAUAAGUAACUUGUACAAGGUCACACAGAUUAAAAAGUAGUGUUUAGGUAGCAAAAUUCUACUUAAAAUGUGCCUCUCAACCCAGAGUAAAAUAUCCCACUACAAAGCCCCCUUGCUAAAGCAGGAUGAAGGGGCAUGAGAUAGUCUUGAUAAGUAGCCCAGGCUAACCUCAAUCUUGCAGCAACCAUACUGCUUCAGCCUCCAAAGUGAUGGGAUUACAGGCAUAUGCCACCAUGGUUCAAAGUCCCCGUUUAUUGAAAAUCCAGAACUGUAAAUCUGAUUGAAGACAAUAUAUUUUUAAUGACUUGAUUUUCACACAGAAUUAGGGUUAAUAUGUAUGUUUAGUGUACCUCACAAUAUACAUAAGAUUCCAACAAACGGGCUGGAGAGAUGGCUCAGUAGUUAAGAGGACUGCUUGUUCUUCCAAAGGUCCUGAAUUCAAUUCCCAGCAACCACAUGAUACCUCACAACCAUCUGUAAAGAGAUCUGGUGCCCUCUUCUAGCCUGCUGGCAUAUAUGGAAGCAGGAUAUUAUAUAUGUAAUUAAUAAAUCUUAAAGAUUCCCACAAACUAACUUGCUUUUGGUCUAGAAGAGGCCCAGGUAGUUCAAAACUGAAACAACUAUAUGCUGUAAAUUACAUUUCUUGAGAGCAUUUUUAUUUUUACUUCUCUUAAUCACUUGUAUCAAGACCUAAAGAUACUCAGUGAACAAAAAACUGCUAUGAAAGAUGAAAAGCUUUUGCUAGAGCUGACAGAGUUUGGGGUUUGGUUUUGUUCAUUUUGAGAUGCAGCCCAAGCUGGCCUCCACUCCCCAGGUAAUGGGGCUACAGGCUUACAGUACCACACCUGGCUCUAAUAAUAAUAGUAUUAGAGACAAUCAACACCUAUUAAGAACUGUGGCAGUAUGGGGUUGGGAGAUCACUCAGUAGGUAAAGCACUCGCCAUACCAUGAAGACCUAAAUUCAGAUCCCCAGAACCCGCAGAAGGCCAGCUGCUUAUGGCUGUAAUCCAUCAGUUAUAUAGAGAAAGAACCAAGACAACCUCCUGAAGCUUAUGUGCCAGGUAGCCAGGGAACACAGCAACAACAAGAGACCCUGUUUCCAGACCGAAGACAAGGACAGACACCACAGUUGUCUUCUGGCCUCUAUACACAUGCCACGGCACAAGUGUGCACACACAUUUUUUUUUUUAAUGUGGUAGUUUUAUGCCAGGUGUGGUGGCACAUGCCUGUGGUCCCAACAAUCAUGAAGCAAAGGCAGGAAGGUUGCCUUAAGACCAAGGCUAGCCAGACUCUAGCUCAAAAAGGAAGGAAGGAGGGAAAGUGAGGAAGAGAGGAGAAAGACAGAAAAAAAAAAAAUCUGUCUCUCAACACAGGGUUUCUCUGUAUAGCACUGGCUGUCCUGGAACUUACUCUGUAGACCAGUCUGGUCUUGAACUCACAGAGAGAUCUGCCUGCCUCUGUCUCACGGAUGCUGGGG